CCCAGAUUGACUCGAUUGACCAGAUUGACACGAUUCGACUUAGAGAUCAGAUUGAUCGGCCCGCCCGUUUCGAGACGCCCCUGCCUACCAAUUGCCUGCCCUUGCCCCUCCCCCUGAAGACUCUAAGCGACAUCCUAUAAAAGUAAGCAAUAACAAGAAUACACCCCGACGGAGCGGCCCGCCUCACUAUUAUACACCGUGUCCUGCGCAACAUCGCUCACAGUCAACAUUAUCGUUCAAUGACCCGCUGCUGUACCCACUACUGUACUGUAUGUACUCGAUUUACAUACAGCACAGUAAGAUCAUGGUGCGAAGAGGAUUUAUAUAGUGAGAUAGAGCAAUGUACUAAUUAUAGCAAAUAACGCCCUCUUUGUCGCAAUUGGCGCAUACGGAGAGCCGGAUGAAGUCCGUACGUAUAUGAGGCUGCACAGCUGAGACGAACAGUGGAGACCUACACAUGGGGUCAGAAAGCUGCGUUCAGGGGCCUAAAGCUGCAUCAUCUGGGGCCUGAAAGCAGAGGAACUCUUAGAAGGAAUCCUGUAGUGUACGCAUCUUGCGAAUGUGGCGCUGUACCUAAAGUGCUAGUCUCGUAAUUUGAAAUGACUGAAUGCCAACUCUGCACCUACCACUGCACGUAUCGCGGCCGUGUGGCAGUGUAGUAACGACGGACGGAAGCGUGAACCAGAAACAAGGUGGGUAGGUCUAUUAUUGGUGUACAUAUGUAACCGUUGUGCGCUGGGCCGAUGUGCCAUCAUUUCACUAUCACUGCCUGCUCCUCCGGACGUGUUUCCUAUUCCUCUCCAAAUGGCCGAUCAACCGCGAAUGCCCAAACGAUGGAACCCGAAACUGCGAUCAAGCUGUGAUGGGUGUGGUGCGGCCAAAUUGAAAUGUGAUCGCGAGCAGCCCGAGUGUGGACGCUGUGUCUCACACGGCAUGCAAUGUGUCUACGGCUUCUCGCGGAAGAUGGGCAAGCCGCCGCGAGACAAGCUUCGUGCAACCUUACUUCCGGCGUCCAGCGAACAUCCCGAACAGCCCAAAACCGCUGGUUCCACGUAUGUGGAUAGGCCACAGAGUGGUAGUGAUAGCAGUGGAAGUGGUGUUUUGAUGGAUAUAGAUAUGGGAUGUCUGGUACCCGAUUCGAGGGCCGUUGAUGUGCCUGGUGCAUGGGAUACGGUCGGCGACAACACCAGCAGCAACUUUCCCAUGGCCAACCUAAACGACGGGAUAGAUGACCUGUUUAGCUUUACUCCGGUUGAUUUCGCCUCUCUGGAAUUUGGCGAAUGGGGACAUUUCAGCGACGACGUACUUUCCUCCAACCUGCAAUUUGGACCUGGAUCCGCAUCCACGCCGGAAUCGUCUGAGCUGAAGAACUAUCUAUCACCAGGGGCUCUGACAUUCCAACAAACAGCGCAUCAAUCUCACACUGACGAUGUCCAUAAGAGUUCACACUCCGACAGAGCGUCAAUACCGCCUCCGGACAUCAACAUCACAGGCCACGACUGUCCUCGGGAAGCGUACGGAAUCCUUGGAAGUCUCGCCUUCCAUAACCUCAGCAAGGCAUCAUGUGUUCCUAAUGAAGGGACGGGCUCAGCAAGAGGCACUGGUAGUCUAGUGUCUUCGGAUGUUCCUUUAGAUUGUGUGCUUCGUCUCAAUCGCGAGGCUAGCGAGCGACUUAGUCGUCUCCUCCGCCUCCUAAAUUGCUCCUGCGCUAGAUCGCCGCAUCUUGCAUUACUCUAUGCAUCAAUCAUUUCUCGAGUCCUUACUUGGUACCAAGAAGCAGCGAAUUGCAUGGAUAGUGCUUCAUGCAGCCCUAUAGCCACAGCGUUGGACAUGGCGUCACACCAUGUGCCAACGUCGGGUCCCUCAUCCUACUCUAGCAAGAGCUCCGGGUCCAGGGCCGGGCCUUUCGUGUGGUCGAGCACGGCGACUAGCUCCUAUACCAGUAGCGCAAGUGGUACAUCGCCAUUGCCACAGUCUGCAGGGCUAGCUGUUGCACCAACCAAGAUGGCAAUCGGGACAUUUGAUGUCGACGACUUGCAUGUUCAGAUCGCCUUGAAGAUCCAGUUGCUCUUAGGCGAGAUGAGAAGAGCCGGUCGUCUGAUUGAACUAUUUAUUACUUCGCAUAACACCGGUGGCGAAUGUCUUACCGAUAAAUCUACUCAUGGCGGCAUUGAUAGUUUGUAUAUAAGUCUAGAUUCGUGGCUAAAGGGUGAGCAUUCCACGAUAUCUAAUAUGAUGAGGUUGAAAUUGAGGGAGCUUAGCACUUGAAUAGAUAAAAGAUUUCUUUUUAGAGUUAGAGAAGAAUCAAGAUUUGCCCACCAAAUUUUGGUUCCAGUUGCUUCCAGCAGAUGCGCCAUCCAUCUGCCACCUCUUUAUACUUUAUGCAUGCCGCACAUAUUCCGAAGACCCCGCGAAUGAAUCAAUUUCACGAGAAUAUGCUGCACCAGUAAAUGGGCAUUUCCUACCAGAGAAGGCAUUUCGGAGAACAAUGGCAUAUGAGACCAAUGGAAUAUAUCCCGAAAGGAGGCAUAAUUUCGGGAUAUAAAACACCUCGAGAACCAGUGACACUCGCGGUUGGGCCCAAGUGCAUAUUGCAGUGGGGUACAUAGGGCAGGACCCCAGCAGGAUGCCUCGAAGGAAAGCCUUGGCAAUAUAUAAAGUCUAGGGAAAUAUUAGGUAAAUGAAGUUUAAAGAUCGAUGUAGUCCUUCUUGGUCUCUCCGAUAGUCCAUGCCUCAUUAACGGUACUGAGAAGCACGUAUACUUUCCGCAAAAAUAUCAACGAUGGGAUAAUUUAUGUCGGAGAUAAUACACCAUCAGGCUUUCACAAUAUCAACUUCUGCCAUCUGUUUAGAAUAGAG
This is a messenger RNA of Pseudogymnoascus verrucosus, 2859 nucleotides long. RefSeq lists its product as uncharacterized. The coding region runs from base 805 to 2268 and encodes 487 amino acids. NCBI's taxonomy places the organism in Eukaryota, Fungi, Ascomycota, Leotiomycetes, Thelebolales, Thelebolaceae. The transcript has a single exon. The record is from RefSeq and is a predicted model, not a curated record. Gene Ontology annotation, molecular function: zinc ion binding; DNA-binding transcription factor activity, RNA polymerase II-specific; DNA binding. Gene Ontology annotation, biological process: regulation of DNA-templated transcription; aflatoxin biosynthetic process. Gene Ontology annotation, cellular component: nucleus.